AUGGCAGAGAAGAAAGCUCAAGUAGUGGUACUGGUGGUGAUGGUGCAGUUGGAGGAGAAGACUCAAAUGGGAACCACAUCUUCGUUUCCUAAUUCUCCAAAGCAUACCACUAAACCAUUGGGUUAUAGAGUUAAGAUGAAGAUGGCGAUGGGCGUGCGGUGUCGGCACCGCCGUGGACGUGCAUGGAGGAGAGAAGGAAGGAGAGGAAGUGGGGUCUUGUCACCGGUGGUGAGAGGUCCUCGUGAUUCGUGUUCUAUCAUGAUCAGCUCUGCUCGCCCUAGGAUUCUUCUUGUUGAUGAUGCAGAGAUCAAUAGGGUGGUGGUGAGGAGGAUGGCCAUGGAGUUGAAGAUAGGAAUGGAGGAAGCUGAGAAUGGGAAGGAGGCUGUGGACUUGUUGAGAAGUGGGAAGUGUUAUGAUCUUAUUCUUAUGGAUAAGGACAUGCCUGUCAUGGAUGGUCAUGAAGCAACAAGGCAGUUGAGGUCACUGGGAGUGAGAAGUCCUAUAGUUGCAUUGUCAGGGAAUGGGUUGCCUUCUGAUAGGGAUCUCUUCUUUCAGGCUGGUGCUGAUGAAUUUCAAGUUAAGCCUCUUUCAAAGGCACAACUGGUGGGACUUCUUGCAAGGUUUGGAGUACUUGAAAGAGAUUGCUCUUGA
This is a messenger RNA of Dioscorea cayenensis subsp. rotundata (Guinea yam), 651 nucleotides long. RefSeq names its product two-component response regulator ORR41-like. The transcript is spliced from 6 exons. Lineage: Eukaryota; Viridiplantae; Streptophyta; Magnoliopsida; Dioscoreales; Dioscoreaceae. The record is from RefSeq and is a predicted model, not a curated record. The coding region runs from base 1 to 651 and encodes 216 amino acids. Gene Ontology annotation, biological process: phosphorelay signal transduction system.